Chaetomium strumarium is the source of this 645-nucleotide messenger RNA. RefSeq lists its product as uncharacterized. The coding region runs from base 1 to 645 and encodes 214 amino acids. Lineage: Eukaryota; Fungi; Ascomycota; Sordariomycetes; Sordariales; Chaetomiaceae. The record is from RefSeq and is a predicted model, not a curated record. The transcript has a single exon.
AUGGCGGCCCCUAUCACCCUCCGUCUCCCCUCAAAAUAUCGUGACGCCUCCCAAUCCUCUGAAGGCUCCCCCGCCCCUUCAUUCACCCCGCCGACUCUAGGAUUCCUCCACCGCACCUGGACAGUAACCCACUCGACCCUGCGCAUGUGGCGCUCCGCCCGCAACGUGCGCAUCACCUACGGCCCCUUACCGUCGUCCAAGUCCAGGGACCGGCUCUCCGACCUGGUCGAGUAUGAGCCCCUCUCCGGGUCGUCGGGAGGGGUCAGGCGGGUCGCGGGCGUCGACACUGCCUCGUCGGCGGGCGACACGAGUGUUUGGGACUGGAGGGGCAGUGGGUGGCUCUUUUUCGUGGGCAGCCAGUGGGAGGUGCUCGGGUGGGGGGAGUGGGAGGUACCCGGUGCUAACGGGGAAGGGGAGGGGGAGAAGGAGAAGGAGAGGUGGGUUGUUACGUGGUUCGCGCCGACUCUUUUCACUGCGGAGGGGGUGGAUGUGUAUAGUGAUCGGAUGGGGGGCGGGAGUGAAGGGCUGGUUGAGGAGGUGAUGGCCGAGUUGGGGCGGGUGACGGAGGGGAAGGGGAAAUUGGGCGAGAUGGUCAAGCGGGAUAUGAAGGCUGUGGCUGUACAAUUGCCUUGGAAGGAAGUGUAG